Messenger RNA from Notothenia coriiceps (black rockcod), 1597 nucleotides. Its product is annotated as gap junction delta-2 protein-like. The annotation marks the transcript as partial. Gene Ontology annotation, biological process: cell-cell signaling. Lineage: Eukaryota; Metazoa; Chordata; Actinopteri; Perciformes; Nototheniidae. The record is from RefSeq and is a predicted model, not a curated record. Gene Ontology annotation, cellular component: connexin complex. The transcript has 2 exons. Gene Ontology annotation, molecular function: gap junction channel activity.
GAUCCUGCUCACUGUAGUGGUGAUCUUUCGUAUCCUGAUCGUGGCCAUCGUUGGAGAGACCGUGUACGAGGACGAGCAGGCCAUGUUCGUCUGCAACACCCUGCAACCCGGCUGCAACCAGGCCUGCUACGACAAGGCCUUCCCCAUCUCACACAUCCGAUACUGGGUCUUCCAGAUCAUCCUGGUGUGCACGCCCAGCCUCUGCUUCAUCACCUACUCCGUCCACCAGUCGGCCAAGCAGAAAGAACGGCGCUACUCCUUCCUCUACCCCAUCAUGGAGAGGGACUACGGGGGAAGGGACGGCACUCGUAAGCUCCGCAACAUCAACGGUAUCCUCGUUCAACAUGGCGGUGAUGGAGGAGGAGGAAAGGAGGAACCGGACUGCCUGGAAGUGAAGGAGAUCCCCAACGCGCCACGAGGCCUCACCCACUCCAAGAGCUCCAAGGUGCGCCGGCAAGAAGGCAUCUCCCGCUUCUACAUCAUCCAGGUGGUGUUCAGAAACGCGCUGGAGAUCGGCUUCUUGGUGGGUCAGUACUUCCUCUACGGCUUCAGUGUGCACGGGCUUUUCGAGUGUGACCGCUACCCGUGUCUGAAGGAGGUGGAGUGCUACGUGUCGCGCCCCACGGAGAAAACGGUGUUCCUGGUGUUCAUGUUCGCGGUGAGCGGCAUCUGCGUGGUGCUCAACCUGGCCGAGCUCAACCACCUGGGCUGGCGUAAGAUUAAAGCCGCCAUCCGAGGCGUUCAGGCCCGCAGGAAGUCCAUCUGCGAGAUCAGGAAGAAGGACAUGGCGCACCUGUCCCAGCCGCCAAACCUCGGACGCACCCAGUCCAGCGAAUCAGCUUACGUCUGAUGAUGAAGACAAGAAAAAAGUGGGGGAAUGAAAUCCUCAAGGGGCUUGAGACGAGAAGACGAGGGUUAAGGAAAGGAGAAGAGAUGAGAGGCUGUUUUUGUAUUCUUCGGGGACACUUGGAAGAUGACGGCGGUGUUUGAUGCAUCCCAUGGUGCUUUUCUUCUGGACUGUGUCAGCCUCGAUGCUCGGGUAACGGGAGGAUGAGCAGCCACAUCGUUAAAAGAGGAACGGAAGAACUGUCUCGAGAGCGACGUUUGUGAGAUGGAGAGAAGGACGGUGGGUCACAUCGCUCUGGGAAAACAUAUAUGAUAUCCCCGAAGGUCUUUUUGUUUUCCUAGACUGAAGCCAGGAGAGAGAGAUCUGCGUCUGAUCAGUGUCGCCUCGGUUGGAACAUUGUCACGAGCUAAAGCCAAGACUGACGAUGUUUAUAUUUUGUCUCUUGGCAAAAGAUGAAUUUAACACAAACACAUCAAGUAUCAUAAACACUUCUUUUUUUUUUCUUUCUCCCCCGAUCCCUCGCCUCUCUGUGCUCCGCUGGUUGGCAGCCAUAUGGACCCCCAGGGGCUUCUGGUGACAGUAACGACUCUUGCUGCUCUGCUUCUGCGUAAACUUGGGCGGGGAACUAAUGAACGUGUUAACUCGCAUCUCUCCCAAAGCUCAAAACAAACUUUCAGCAUUCCAGUGUGCUGAGAGAGGGAGGAGAGGAGAGAGGGAACGAGAGGAGAGGGAAGAGAGGACAUCACUUUA